Messenger RNA from Melampsora larici-populina 98AG31, 2748 nucleotides. RefSeq names its product peroxisome assembly protein Pex1p. The record is from RefSeq and is a predicted model, not a curated record. The coding region runs from base 1 to 2748 and encodes 915 amino acids. Gene Ontology annotation, molecular function: ATP hydrolysis activity; ATP binding. Gene Ontology annotation, biological process: protein import into peroxisome matrix. Lineage: Eukaryota; Fungi; Basidiomycota; Pucciniomycetes; Pucciniales; Melampsoraceae. Gene Ontology annotation, cellular component: peroxisomal membrane; peroxisome; cytosol. The transcript is spliced from 13 exons.
AUGGGAAGACAAGUCAACUUGCGUUUGAGACCGUUGAAGACCUCGCUAGUGAAUUUACCACCAAUUUUGGUUUCUCAACUUUCCGCGCAAUCCAUCACACCGCAGUCUCUAGCGAUUGAACUAUCUCGAAUCAAUCCUAGUGAAGGCUCUAAUUCGAAAGAAGAGGUCAACAAUCGACUCUUUGUUGGAUGGUCAGGACUUCCAACAACAGAUCAACACGAUACACAUCUUCCACGAUCUGAUGGAACGAUUGCGAACUUUAUUGAGCCGAUCGAGCUUGACAGCUCUUUGGCUGGGGAGAUGGGAUGGCAAGAUAACGAUCGAUUGUCGAUCAAAUUUCAUCAUGGUAUGACCGUAGCCAAGACCGUUCAUGUGGAUCCAGUGUCUGUCGAUGAUUGGGAAAUCUUGGAAUCCAACCCACAAUACCUCGAGGAUCAUUUCUUAACUCAGAUUCGAGUUCUUGCAGAAGCUCAGACGGUCCUCGUAUGGCUAUAUGGCAAAACUGUCAUCCGAGUCAAAGUCACCUCAAUCGAAACCGCUAUCCCAAACCCAAAUGCAACAACAAAUACUCCCUACUUGAUCACUAACGAGACUGAAGUCGCUGUCGCACCCAAACCACGCUUUGAUGCUAAGAGCGAAGAAACUCAACGCCACCAGAUUCUCGCAGGCGAACAGACUGCCGAGCAAUCGAUCAAGCCACAAAAUGAUUCAUCAUUUGACAUUCGAAAGCAUAAAUUGAAGCUAUUGCCCCAUCAGACUCUCUCGAAGAUAAGGAAAGAAGAAGCCCCCGAUACCUAUUCAACUGUAGCGGAUGUUUCCUCUCAAGACUUUGAGGUUGAUGCAGAUCAGAAUCCGAUUAUAAGGAUAAAUCCAAUCGAGUUUCGACACUUGGAAGCCAUAUUUCCUUCUGCUCUUUGUUCACUCACCCUAAUCCCACGACCAAAUCAACUCGCUCCAGUCAAGUCAUUGCACAACACAAGCUCUCAUGAGCAAGAGCCCUCGACAUCCCUAUCAAAUUCAAGGGCUACUCAUUCGACUAAAACUAAUGGUGUGGGACACAAGCUGGUUGACAUGAAAAAUAGGAAGCCAGUCUCUUCCCGUGAUAUCUUGGCGGGCUUCGAUGAUCAUAUUGAAGCUUGUUACGAAUAUCUACGUGUCUCAAUGGCAACAGCCGAGCUCUAUAUGACUGUUCCAGGUCUGCUGGUUUGCGGAUCUACAGGAUCAGGAAAAACAUCCCUUGUCAAGCAUGUAGCUGAUCUGGUUCAUUCAGAUCCGGAAACACUAUUAUGUCAGAUUUAUGUAGAUUGUAAGAAACAUGUCGACGAUCGACUUGGAGUUCUGAAGGCUACUUUCAACGAUUGGUUUGAUGAUGUGUUAUGGCAUGCUCCUUCGGUACUUAUCCUCGAUGAUCUAGAUUCACUGUUCCCGGCCGAAUCCGAGCACGUUGAUUCAUUCCGAUGUCGACAUUGGAGUGAAGAAUUUGUGUCGAUUGCGCGGGAUGCUAUUGAUAACCGGAUGGUGAUCUUGGUUGGAACUUGCUCAAGUUCUAGCUCGCUUCAUAAUCUUCUCACCACCGGUACUCAUCUCUUUGGUGAGACUCGAAAUCUGAAGGGUUUGAAUAAAAUUAGCCGGAAAGAAAUUCUAACAGCGCUAGUGGAUUCGAAGACUAAGCAGUCGGAUCUAGAUAUCAGCUCUUUCAAUCCCUUAUCAUUCUCAAGUGACAAGACUGAAGGCUAUCAACCCGCGGAUUUGAAAGACUUGGUAGAUCGUGCAGUCCAACAGUCAUUGAUCAGAUACUGCCGAGAGCGUGUGGAAGAUAGAUCUGGACCAGUACGUUUGGAAGAUGUCGACUUUGAAGAAGCUCAAUCCGACUAUAUCCCUAUCUCACUACGUGAUGUGAAGCUUCAGAAGUCAGAUGUCGAGUGGGCUGAUAUUGGAGGCUUACAUGAAACCAGAAGAAUCUUGAGAGAGACUUUAGAGUGGCCAACUAAAUAUGCUUCCAUCUUCGCGAAAUGUCCGCUACGUUUACGUUCAGGGCUACUUCUAUACGGAUACCCUGGUUGUGGUAAGACCAUGUUAGCGUCAGCGGUGGCAAAGGAGUGUGGUUUAAAUUUCAUCAGUAUCAAAGGUCCUGAAUUACUAAACAAGUAUAUUGGUGCAAGUGAGAAAAGUGUACGGGACUUAUUUGAUCGUGCUCAAGUGGCACAACCGUGCGUUCUGUUUUUUGAUGAGUUUGAUUCCAUAGCCCCAAAAAGAGGGAACGACUCAACUGGAGUAACAGAUCGUGUGGUAAAUCAACUAUUAACUCAGAUGGACGGAGCUGAAGGAUUAGAAGGAGUCUACGUCUUGGCGGCAACGUCUCGUCCAGAUCUGAUUGAUCCGGCGCUCCUUCGACCUGGUAGACUGGACCAAAGCUUACUGUGUUCUAUGCCUAAUCAGGCAGAGCGUUAUGAAAUAUUACAAGCAGUUUCACGCAAACUCAUUGUUGAUCCUGACUUACAGCUGGAAGACAUAGCUAAAUAUACCAAUGGCUUCACUGGCGCGGACCUUCAAGCGUUAGUUUAUGCGGCUCACUUAGCUGUUGUUCAUGAACAGAUAGAUUCCGAAGCCCACCAUAUGCCAGAGGCAAAUGGAACUACAGAUACUCCCCUAGAGUGGUGCGAGAUCUUACCACCAGAGUCUGCUCAAGAUGGAAUUGUUAAGAGUCGGGCUGAGGAGGAAGCUACAAGGGCCAGGGUGUGUGAUUGA